GAUCCGAUUCGCCCGCCUCUACUCCUAACUCAACGUCUUCUCAUUCAAAAUCUAUUCCACUUGACAAUACAUUCGAACAUUCUAAAUUCAAGUUAUUACUUGUUUCUUCUUUUUUAAAGUGUAAUGGCCGAAGGUGUUUAAAGGGGUCAACAGAAGCCAAAAUGGCGCGGGCGUGGUGGGUGCUAGCGGCGCUGGCGACCCUGGCGGCGGCAGACGAGCUCUCCGACCCUGAAGGACUCAACUCUGUGUCCGAACCAGUUGGAAAAAUCGGCGAGUUUUCUGUAUUCGUAGGACGAUGGACGGAGUGCAACCCGUUGGGGCAGAGCGACCACGCGCGCUCUCUAGAGAGGUACAAAUCCCGUCCGGAAGCCGAAUCCCUGGUGCACACACCACGACUAGGACUGCAGCGGCGACAGGUGCAGUGUCGCGCCAAAGAUGGCAGCUUUGUAGAGGCUAUGUACUGUGGUGCAGCUCUAACCCACAUUGGGACGACUCGAGUGUGCGUGAUCCGUGAGGAGUGCUCUCUCGCAGAGUGGUUGCCAUGGCGACCUCGGCCUGAUGGUGCAUUGGUGCGGACGAGGCGGCUGAGGAAGUUACCACAAGGUGGUGGCAAAGAAUGCGAUGUAGUGGAGGAGGUGAGGCCGGCAGUGCUAGAAGCCAGUGCCCAUUGGUCACCCGGUCCUUGGGGAGUUUGCCACGUUGCCGUGGAACAACCAGCUACUCCACCACCAGCAAAUGACGAAGACAAUGACGAUGCUGAAGUAAACGACGCGAUCUACGAAGAAGACGACGCUACGGCCGAUGACUUGGACGACAAAGAGACAACGCCAUCUAGCUGUGGGGGCGGCAUACAACAGCGCGAAGCCACCUGCGUGCGCGCCGACGGGAGAGCUCUACACACCGCGCAAUGUGCUCACGCGCCGCUACCGACUCUAGUUCAACCUUGUGAGGUUCCUUGCCCAAGAGACUGCGAAGUCGGACCGUGGAGUGAAUGGGGUGCUUGCCAACCAACUGAAGGCUGCCCAUUGUUUCCUGUACAACAACUGACAACUACCGGCUACAGCGUGCGUCGUCGUCGAGUGAUAUCAGCAGCGUCAGGCGGUGGAGCUCCGUGCCCGCCGUUGGAAGAGAAACGAACUUGCUCAACUCCUAGAUGUGCCUCGUGGAAGGUCCUGCCUUGGGGUCCUUGUGUACUCAACCAGCCCCACACUACUUGUGGACCUGGUCGACGAACCAGGGAGCUAAGAUGUGUUGGACAUGAUGGGAAAGAAGCCCAGCGCGCAUGGUGCGCGGGUACGGGCGCGCCAGCGCGCAGCGAGCGCUGCCGCAUCGCCUGCGCCGGGGACUGCGUGGUUUCGGCGUGGGGGGCCUGGGCACCUUGCUCCGCCGCCUGCGCCGCGCCGCACCCCAGACCCACCACUACGCGCCGCCGCUAUAUCCUCUCUCAUGCUUCUCCUAAUGGCUGGCCGUGUCCUUCAGAAGAGCAGCUAGUACAGAACGAAACAUGCAACACUCACGCCUGCGCCACCUACUCGUGGCUGGCGACGCCCUGGGGUCCUUGCGAGAAACGUCGCCAGGACUACAUACCUGUCACCAAUUAUACAGACUUAAUGGAUGGAGAACCAUACAACGAGAGCGACGAAGAGGAGCCAUGUGUCGAGGAAGGCGAGAUGACCAGAGAUGUGAUGUGCGUGCAGAACAACGCUGAUGUGGUCAGGGAGAUGCUAUGUGCACCACUCCGCCGGCCGGCUUCCCGUCGCGCCUGUACCAUCCGAUGCCGCCGCGGCUGCCGAGUCGAAGCCUGGAUGCCGUGGUCACCGUGCCCUAAUACAUGCGAACCAGGCAAGCAAGUGCGCGAGCGAAUAGUCCACGGCGGCCCCAACUGUGGUGUACUACAGGAGACCCGGGACUGCCCCGUGGCGCCCUCGUGUCGGUCUCGUGACGCAUCUUGGAUCACGGGCGAGUGGAGCACCUGCCGCCUGCCGCCCGAGCAGCGCUGUGGCCGCGGGUACCGGGUUCGAAGUAUCUGGUGCGGUUCCAACUCGCACCGCGUGGAGGCGGGUGCGUGCGCAGGCCAGCUGGUCCCGCGCAGCGUGGCCGCCUGCCAUGUCUCAUGCGACCACGCCAUCACACCGCUCACCUGCAACACCAUCUGCUCCGACCCUCUCAAGUAUUUAGACGCAGCUGAGCCAGAUAUUCCAAGCUGUAUUUGCAAGAACAUCAGCUUAGAACUGCUGCCCGCUGAUUCGGACUGCAUACUACCAUCAGGUAUGGAAUGUGGAGAGGGCAGGGCGUUAAGAGCAGCUCGUUGCUUAGUUGGAGGUCGCGAUGUGCCCAUGGAUGUAUGCAAGAAAUAUCAUCCACUUACUGGUCCAAGCCGCGUGCGCGAGGCGACGACAGACGGAUACACAUACGACGAGGAGUUCCCAGCACUGCUGCGCGGCGCGUGCUCGGUGCGGUGCGCGCGCGACUGCGCGGCCGGCGCCUGGGGCGAGUGGGGACCCUGCGCCGCCGAACCCGGCUCACGCGCCUCCUUCCGCUUCCGGACAAGAGAGGUAAUAGAAGAAGGAUCGGCCGGCGGACGCGAGUGUGGCGCAACGCUCCAACGCGCCACGUGCCGCGUGCCGCAGCCGCGCUGGCAGCUGUCGGACUGGGCCGUGUGCGCGCCGCGCCGCUCGCUCUGCGGACACGCCGUCAUCAACCGCACUGUCACUUGCGUAGACGCGGAAGGCAACCAGCUGGAGGAUUCUGCCUGCGAGGCGGCGGGCGCGGGGUCGGCGCCGGCGCGCGAGGCCACGUGUCGCGCGCCCUGCCCCGCCGACUGCGUCGUCAGCGCCUGGUCCGACUGGAGCCCUUGCGAGCAGACAAAAUGGGGCGGCCGCCGCGACCGCACGCGCGUGGUGCUCCGGCCGGCUAUGGAGGGCGGCGCGGCGUGCCCGCACCUGGUGGCGGCGGAGCCCUGCGCGCCGCACUCGCACGCCUGGCACGUGGCGCCCUGGGACGACUGCCAGCCGCUGGGAGGCUCGCCUUGUGGGGAAGGCAUCAAGCGACGCUCCGUGCGCUGUCUCAGGAGCGACGGUGUCUUCGUCAACGACUCAUUCUGCCCGAACACAACAGCGACUGAAGCGAGCGAAUCGUGGUGCUACGUCCCGUGCGGGGUGGACUGUGUGCUCGGCGAGUGGAGCGCCUGGGACACCUCGGCGUGCUCCUGCGGCGACGCCUCUUCGGCACGACACAUGCGACGAACCAGACAGCACCUGACUGCGGCAGUGUGGCCCGGCCGUGCGUGCCCGCCUACAGAACAACGCGCGCCCUGUCCACGGGAGCCCUGCCUGCGUCUCGUCGCCAGACCACUGCUCGGCUGCCAUGUGCAGACAUCAUCGGGCGAGGAAACGGAAGGUGCCUGCGGUUGGGGCGUGAAGAUAUCCCACGCGCGGUGUGAAUUUACCAGCUCUGUGGACGAGCCAGCCAUCGAAGCGUACCUGGAGCCCUGGCGCUGCGCCCCCGUGCUACCCGGACGGAUUGUCGCCCCACCCUUGCAUUAUCAGGAGGAGGAAGUAUGCGAGGUGGAGUGCGGCUGCAAGGACGCGGCUGGGGGGCAGCCGGGGCCGUGGGGCGCGUGGGGCCCGUGUCGCGGUGGCGCGCGGUCCCGCACUAGGCAGCUCGUCGUCUCCAUGCGCAGAGCUUGCCGGACGUCUUCGCGAUACGUUACAAUCGAAUGGGCCAACUGCACGGGUGAGGGUGACGAGAUUCAGGACCUGUUGGCGUUGGAGCCCCGCGACCGCACCUGGGCUGAGCGCGACUCCUACCACGACGGAUACAUCGAGGGCAGCAGCUCGGUGCUGGCCGUAGUGUGGACCGCGACCAUUAUACUUAGCUUCUACGGCGCCUUCAUGCUUUACCGAGGAUUCAUCAGAUGCCUUCGCAGCAGAAAAAUCAAAACGAUUACCAAAGUGUAAGCUGACAAGACGAGAUCCAAUGAGCAUCUUCUCUCCUGCGCCCGCGCGCGACGCAGGCGUCGGUAGUUCUAAUGACGGACGAUAUGUCCCGCGUUUCGUUGUCUAUUUAAAUCUACGUGUCCUACUCUACGUUUUGUUGUUAAAUUAUUCCAAUUUUUGUACAGUAUUAUCAAGUUUAUUUACUGCUGUUACCAAAGACUUUGAUGUGCGACAUCAAAUAAUUUUUAAGAUGAUUUUGCUCAUUCCACUCUCGAGGAAUUUACGUGUUAUUUUGCACAAUCGCAUGCGAUAUCUCUACAAAAUUAUAUCUUAUAAAUCUAUCUAUAUUUUCUAAAUGAUACACAGUAAUAGUGUCAGAAUGUAAUCAGUAAUUAGUGAAUAUAUUAAUAGUAUCAAGUUUAGCCAGCAAUCAGUCUGUCCGCAGGAGUGCUUCCAUGUUUUUACGAGGUGUAUAUGCUACUUUGUACGGUUUUUACAUUUCCGUGGUAAGCGAGGCGCUGCGGUCGCUGCGGUCGCCGCGCUCGCUGCCAGGCUUCGGAUGACAAUACUCGUGUCUAGUGACUAGCCGCCGCCGCCGCUCCGGGGAGUAGCCCCGGCUGACGGCUCGCACCCCGCGCCCCGCGCCCCGUAGGCGCGGCCGUGUGCCGCGUGCGUCCGCGUCACUCCAGGCAAUGUGACCUAGCACAUAGCCGUCCAUAUUGAUAGGCUUCUACUCGAAUGUGACCUUAACACCUACAUCCGCCGACAGAGUAUUCUUUACUAAAUAAAACAAUCGGUUCGACACAAGUCGAUCUCGUUAGAUUCUGUUAGUUAUUUUAAAUUAAUACAAAAUUGAACAGAGUCUAUAUUUUCAAGAAUUUUAAAAGUAUUUAUAACGUUUUGAUACAAAUAUUUGUUAUUUAAGUUUUUAGCACAAGAUGUAAGACAUUUAUCGCCUAGGUUUAUGUUAUUUAUGUUAAGUUUAACUUAAUCAGUGUAAGCUAAGUCAAUGAUGGUGAGGUACGGUGAGGGUAAGGAACUGCCGCUUGAGACUUGAGUAGAGCGUUGCUCUAGCGACCAACUAACGUGACACAUCAUGCCACAUAUCAGUGUUUAUACAAUAUCGUCGCGAUCUAGGCGCGUCAUCUUUUGCAAACCACUUCCAUGUCAUUUACUUCCCCAAGCAAACUCUAUGCAAUCGUUUGCAAAAGAUGAUCCGUGAUUGCUUAUAUCAUCCAUGUAGAGCUUUGGCGCACAAAUUGAACUACCUAAUUUACAUAGAUUGUAAGACCUAUUGUAACUGAUCAUACCGUUUUGAGAUAAUAAUCGUAUAUAAGUAAUAACACAUUUUUGUAGAUUUUGCAUUUAAGCCCAUGUAUUGUGACAAGUAUUUAUUAUAAUGUGAGUGUGUUCUACGUUUCAUCGCCUUCUUUCAUAUUUCGUAUUCUCUUCUAUUGCUUUGCUUCGUUUGGUGUUUUUUUAAAUGAAAGACUGAUUGAAUUACUCUUUACUUUAUUAAACUUCUUUAUCUCAUUUUCUCACUCAAUUUAUUUUGUUAAGGUAUACGGGUAUGAUUCGCUACUUCUCGUUCCUUUAAAUCAUGACAAUAUGUUUAAUAUAAUGCAUACUAUAAUAUAGUGAUUAUAUUUGUAAUUUUAUGUGCUGUAGUUUGUCGUUUGUUCAGGACCCUGUGUUGCUGUUCCAUCUACUGUCCUAUCCUUGUGAUCUCUAUACUUUACCUACAGAGGUAUGUGUAACCGUAUUAUCAUAAUGCCACUACGAGAUAUUGAUGUGAAACAUGAUAGUUAAGGAAUCGUGUUAGACAAUACAAUAUUUGAUAUUUAAUAAAAUUUGAUUGUGUUUUUGUAAA
Molecule: messenger RNA, 5808 nt
Organism: Pectinophora gossypiella (pink bollworm)
Lineage: Eukaryota; Metazoa; Arthropoda; Insecta; Lepidoptera; Gelechiidae
Product: thrombospondin type-1 domain-containing protein 7A-like
Exons: 28
Coding region: 162-3959 (1265 amino acids)
Biological process (GO): cell adhesion
Cellular component (GO): extracellular matrix
Source: RefSeq, a predicted model, not a curated record